This is a messenger RNA of Ostertagia ostertagi, 429 nucleotides long. Lineage: Eukaryota; Metazoa; Nematoda; Chromadorea; Rhabditida; Trichostrongylidae. The record is from the annotation of a GenBank genome assembly.
CUUGAGGGAUACUGGAAGAAAAAAACUCUAAAGCUGAAUGACGGAAAACUCUUCAUUCAGGCCGCUCUCCGAGAAACCCACGAAGAAAUCGGUGUGGAGCCGAAAUCAGUGGAAAUAUGGGGUCGUCUGAAGCCGGUGUUCACACGAACGAUGACCACAACGGUGGUGCCGAUCGUUCAAACAUUGUUUUCCGUUCCACUAGAAGAACUAUGCCGAUCGACAGGAUACACACGAUUUUUGUCAAAAAAGGCUGAAUACGCACUGCCAGUGUUUUUUAGCAAGAAUUUCACGGUAAUUUCACAUAAUACGGACGAGUUUCUGCCACGUGAAUUCCGUAUCUGGGGUUUGUCAGCGAUUAUGCUCCAUCAACUGCUUCUUAUCAUAGCGCCGGAGAGCUACCAGGAUACGCUACGACUGCCAUUCUACUAA